Messenger RNA from Lactuca sativa (garden lettuce), 1053 nucleotides. NCBI's taxonomy places the organism in Eukaryota, Viridiplantae, Streptophyta, Magnoliopsida, Asterales, Asteraceae. The record is from RefSeq and is a predicted model, not a curated record.
AUGGGCAGUGACAUCAACUUCUUCGUCACCAAAUAUCUAAAAAUGUACAAUCCCUCAUCUGAUGAAUCAAUUUUUGGCCCAAUUCGAAGACUUCCUAUCCACAUUCUUUCCACUCUUGGUCUUGAGACUACUGAUGUCUCAGAUCAAAUUGAGGCUACAGAAGGUAUUGACCCAUACCUUCCUACCCCACCUCUUCAAAAUCCAUCAGCAAUCAUUAACCCUGAAGGCACCAUAGUCCCUUCUUCCACUACUCUCUCCAACAUUUCUCAAUACCAAAGACGCAAGCGUAAAGUCUUUGCUCUUUAUGGCCCCCGCAAGACCAAGAAACAAGGAACUCCUAAAAAGGAUGCUUCCAAGCCUUCCAAGCCCUCCAAGAAAAGAAAAACUCAACUAGUAAUCACUAUCGUCGAACCAAGCAGACAUGUCUUCAGCAGUGACUCUGAUGACGAUGAUCUACCCAUUGCAAUCCUCAAGAAACGCAAAACCGAUCUGUUAGCUCAAGACAAAUUACCAUUUCAAACUGAAGAGGACACAAGGCAUAUCGUUUCUACCGUUACCUUGAACGAUAGGAAAUUUUUUGAUGAUACAAGAUUGCAAUUUGAAGAAGAGGAGGAAGAAGUAGAAGUGGAGAAGGAGGUGUUGGAGGUUGACAAAAAAGAGGCUGAUCCACCAAUUACCAAUGAGAAAAUCCUUUCGCUGGAAGCAACUGCUGAUCAAAAUGCUUCCAAAGUUCCUCCCACCCCCACUGUCCAAGAAUCACAAGAUGAAGGACCCGAAAUAGAAGUGAGCUCUGCUCCCACCUUCGGUCUUGAUGAUGAUGAUCUACAAGAGGAAAACAAACCCUCUCCAUCUGAUGAUGACUUUCUGAUGUUUGAUGAAGAAGAAGAAUCCAAUGGCUCUCACCAUUCAACUUCAAAGCCUAAAGAGAAGAAGAAAAAGAAGAAGAAUGUUGUCACUAGGAAUGAAGUUUUUAGCCUACAAGAAAAGAUUGAUCAAAUCCUUGCUACGGUCAAGCCAACUCAACCGCAACCAGAAGAUAUCCCCGGACCGUAG